Messenger RNA from Sinocyclocheilus grahami, 2223 nucleotides. It is a transcript of the gene prkceb, whose product is annotated as protein kinase C, epsilon b. Gene Ontology annotation, biological process: phospholipase C-activating G protein-coupled receptor signaling pathway; intracellular signal transduction; protein phosphorylation. The annotation marks the transcript as partial. The record is from RefSeq and is a predicted model, not a curated record. Lineage: Eukaryota; Metazoa; Chordata; Actinopteri; Cypriniformes; Cyprinidae. Gene Ontology annotation, cellular component: cytosol. The transcript has 11 exons. Gene Ontology annotation, molecular function: diacylglycerol-dependent serine/threonine kinase activity; ATP binding.
GCAGCAGCAGCGGGUCCAGCAGCGCCGCUCCAGUGCCGCACUCACUCAGCCCUCUCCGCGCGCUAACUGACGUGUUUUGCGCAUUUCCUGGACCAGCCUUCAGACACACACAGUCGGGAGAAAAAUAGGCAGGUCUGCAGGAAACUGAGUACCGACGGACAAACAAGGAUCCUGGAAGAAUCAAGUGAGUACGAAACCCUUGUAAACACUGGUUCUCCUGUCUGGGGCGAAUCGAAAGACGCUUUUGCGGGGGAUAACUUUCCUCCCAAUGCGCGGAGGAGACACAUCCAGCGCUCCAGCCAGACGAGGGAACAGGCUGCUCACCCUGAGGAGAUCCAGCAUAUAUUUCUGGCAUAUUUUGAGGUGUGGAAUGCUGGUCCUAUCGCUGCUGAUACACUGUAGCUGUCCGUUUUCGCUCCAACUUGCAUUGCUGACUGCCUACAGCGGUGUUUGGACAGCUUCAAGAUCGCAUGCAGGUUGUCCGUAGGUCAUAGCAAUAGAUUCCCUUUCUGCCUGGACCUUCUACACUUUGCAUGCAGAUCCACGAGGACGACGAAGGGCAUUUACUGUUAUUUCCUAAGGAGAAACAAUCCCGAAUACAAACCGGUGGACCGUGACAUAUAGCCUAAACUGGUUGAAUAAUUAACAAGGCGCUGAAGUGGAAUAUUGUUACUAAAGCUCUCAAAAGUGGCCAUGGUGAUUUUUAACGGUCUGCUGAAGAUUAAGAUCUGCGAGGCUUUGGACCUGAAGCCCACAGCCUGGUCUCUGAGACACGCCGUUGGCCCCAAGACGCAAACCUUCCUGCUGGACACUUACAUCGCCCUCAACGUAGAUGAGUUUCGCGUGGGUCAGACCUCGACCAAGCAGAAGACCAACAGUCCCGUCUGGCACGAUGAGUUUGUGGCGGAGGUGCACGACGGCCGGAAGAUCGAGCUGUCGGUGUUUCACGACGCGCCGAUUGGCUACGACGACUUUGUAGCCAACUGCACCAUUCAGUUCGAGGAGUUGCUGCAAAACGGCAGCAAACACUUCGAAGACUGGAUAGACUUGGAGCCAGAGGGAAAGGUUUAUGUCAUUAUCAACUUGUCUGGAUCAUCCAGUGAAGCAGGAAGCUGUGAGAAUGAAGAGCGUGUAUUUCGUGAACGCAUGCGUCCCAGGAAAAGGCAGGGAGCUGUCCGGAGGAGGGUGCAUCAAGUCAACGGACACAAGUUCAUGGCCACCUACCUGAGACAGCCCACCUACUGCUCGCACUGCCGCGACUUCAUCUGGGGUGUAUUAGGAAAGCAAGGGUAUCAGUGCCAAGUGUGCACCUGUGUAGUUCAUAAACGCUGCCAUGAGCUGAUCAUCACGAAAUGUGCAGGUCUGAAGAAACAGGAGGACACCACAGAGGAGGUGGGAUCUCAGCGCUUCAGCGUCAAUAUGCCUCAUAAGUUCAGUAUUCACAACUACAAAGUUCUGACAUUCUGUGACCACUGCGGUUCAUUACUGUGGGGCCUGAUGCGGCAAGGACUCCAGUGCAAAGUUUGUAAGAUGAAUGUGCACAAGCGUUGUGAGAGUAAUGUAGCUCCUAACUGUGGGGUGGACGCCAGGGGCAUCGCUAAGGUGCUGUCUGACCUCGGAGUCACUCCAGAUAAACUCUCCAGCAGCAUCCAGAGGAGAAAAAAGAUCUCUCAGGGUCCAGAUCCGCAGCCCUUACCCAUAUCCCCGCAGUUAGAAGAGGAUCGAUCCAAAUCUGCACCCACAUCACCAUGUGACCAGGAUAUAAAGGACCUGGAGAACUUCAGAAAGGCACUUUCGUUUGACCAUCGCGGUGAGGAGCUGAAGCCAGCCUUGUCCUCCUCUCUGUCCGAGGCCAGAGAGAACGGAGAGGUGAAGACGCUCCAGACCAAAAGGAUGAUGCUGGAAGACUUCUCCUUCAUCAAAGUGCUCGGGAAAGGCAGCUUCGGCAAGGUGUUGCUGGCAGAGUUAAGAGGCACUGAUGAGGUUUAUGCGGUGAAAGUGUUAAAGAAAGACGUGAUCCUGCAGGACGAUGACGUGGACUGCACUAUGACUGAGAAACGCAUUCUAGCGCUGGCCAGAAAACACCCUUACCUGACCCAACUCUACUGCUGCUUUCAGACCAAGGACGAUGACGUGGACUGCACUAUGACUGAGAAACGCAUUCUAGCGCUGGCCAGAAAACACCCUUACCUGACCCAACUCUACUGCUGCUUUCAGACCAAG